CAAACAUUCUAUGUGACUCGUCCACGUGACAAGGAUGGCAAUUUGUUGUAUACAUCAGACGAAUCAUCUGAAGAUGAAACAACCGAACUGGAUGAACAACAUUCGUCGGAUAGUGAUGAGCAUUCAGAACAUUCACGAGCACAUUCGGCUGAAAAGGUGAGGACAGUUUUGUGA
Molecule: messenger RNA, 174 nt
Organism: Anisakis simplex (herring worm)
Lineage: Eukaryota; Metazoa; Nematoda; Chromadorea; Rhabditida; Anisakidae
Source: the annotation of a GenBank genome assembly